UGGGUCGAAAAAAGGGAUUUCCUAGUUCCAUGUUUGAUGCAGAUCCCUCUCGAUUUCUUCAUCUUCACCUUGCGUCCAAUAAUCGAACCCUGAAGGUUUCUUCUUUUUUCGUUUUUGCGGCUUGGGUUGAAGAUGGGUAAAUGGAUAUGGGUUGGAUUUUUUGUUCUGAUGGUUGGGUGUGGAGAUGUACAAGUCGAAGGAGUUCAGAUGAGGAGGAGAUGUUGGAAAAAAAUUUAAAUUGCUUGUGUUGUUUGUUUGAUGCCAUUGAAGAACAAAGGUUUGUGAAGGAUGGUGAUAAUCAUCAUGAAGAAUAAGAAAUUGGCUUGUAUAAUUACAAUAGUGUCAUUCUAAGGCUUAAUUCGCUUUUUUGUUCAACUUGCUGGGUAUGGCCGUAUAGGUGCUUCAACUUUGUUGGGGUUGUUGCUUUCAUUUUUGGGGUUAUCUGGGUUAGGAUUUCGCUGGGUUGAAGAAUGAAGAGGGGUAGAUGAAUCUGUUGGUUUUGGUUUUUUAUUUAUAAUGUUUUUUUUUUCUGGGUAAAAGGUUGUAUAACAUGAAGAAGAAGAUGAAAAUCAUGGGGGAGAUGAAGAUGAUAGAAUUUUGGGUCUUUUAAACAAUCUAAUUCAUAAAUUAAUUAAACAAGAUCUAGAUUUUUAAAGUUAUUUUCAUUUAAGAACUUUUCUUCUUGUCCAAGUGUGCGUGUGUUUUUUAUUUUUAUUUUUUCCUGGGUUUUUGGUUGUAUGCAAUGAAGAAGGAGAUGAAGAUCAUGGGGAGAAGAUGAAGAUGAUAUAUUUCUGGGUUUUACAUUUUCCAUGUCAUAAGUUAGUGGCCACUAGGAGAGAGAAACGUUAGAAAACUAACGAAAUGGACACUCCGGACUAAAGUUGCUAACAGAGCAUAACGUGGGGGAACUUCCAUGCAAUAAAAUUUUGUUAGAGAUCAGAAUCGUGGCUUUUAUAAUCGUGGGGGAUCAAAAGUGCAAUUAAGCCAAUAUUUUAUUUGUCCAAAUUGGAGACGACCGUGUCGACACAAAAGGAUAAAAAUCUAUUACCUAAAGUAGACAAAAUUACACGUGUUGAGAGACUAGCUUCUGUAUUGCAUCAUGCCUUAUGAACAUUCUUUUCCAAAUCAUUUUAUUUAACUGGCAUUUAAAUUCUAGACACUCACCCAUUAUUGUGACACAAAAAUUAUAAUCACUGCACUAAUUAGAUCUGACAUGAGUAAUCUGUGUAACUUGUUCAAGUAGAGAGAGCACCAUUCCACAUUCAAGGGAGACCCAGCAAGCGGAGGCAGAGAGCAAUCAAUCACCUACGGUUACAGGGGCAGUCACCUAAUCUCUUUUAACUGAACCUUCCAAAGGAUUGAGUAACAGAUAACCUCUUUGUUAUGGAGGAUUUGAUUGGACCCAGAUUGUACAGUUGCUUUAAUUGUAGAAACCAUGUUGCUCUUCAUGAUGAUGUGAUAUCAAAAGCCUUUCAGGGAAGAAAUGGACGUGCUUUUCUGUUCUCCCAUGCAAUGAACAUAAAAGUAGGGCCAAAAGAAGACAGGCAACUCAUGACUGGUCUCCACACAAUUGCUGAGGUCUAUUGUUGUGAUUGCCAGCAAGUGCUUGGUUGGAAGUAUGAACGUGCCUAUGAGGAGGCACAGAAGUACAAGGAAGGAAAGUUCAUACUUGAAAAGUCUAAAAUUGCCACUGAAAACUGGUAGUGGUAGCAAAGCAGCCACAUACUAGUCUUAUAAGUGCGUGUUCGGAUACCAGCCUAACCUCGUGAAAACAGAUUACCCAAUUUAUAAAAAGAGUUUCAUUCAAUUUUUACUUCGAAGUGAAUGUCAAAGCUCAUUUGCCGUGACGCUAAUGGGUAUCCAAGUAUACCCUAAGUCAUCCAAAUUUGCGUCCUGCGUUGGUGUAUUUGCUCAACUUGUUCAAUUUAAA
Messenger RNA from Lotus japonicus, 1930 nucleotides. RefSeq names its product protein yippee-like At4g27745. The transcript is spliced from 3 exons. NCBI's taxonomy places the organism in Eukaryota, Viridiplantae, Streptophyta, Magnoliopsida, Fabales, Fabaceae. The record is from RefSeq and is a predicted model, not a curated record. Bases 1384 to 1704 code for a protein of 106 amino acids.